AUGCGUAUUCCAACAAGUAUAUUUUUUAAAAAACUUUUUGGUUUCAUCGAGUUAAGAACAGGUGUAAUCUUAAUUACAGUAUUCGCUUUGCUGAACAAAAUAUCAGGAUUCUUUGGAAUUCCAACAAUAUUUUAUGGAGGUGGAUUCAUCUCUAUAAUUUCAUAUUUAUACUCUAUAAUAAUUACAUUUGUUAUUCUUUAUUGUCUACUUAAUGGAAUUCUAAAGGAAAAUCCAACAGUAAUACAACUAUAUUCAAAGAUUUAUUGGACAGAUUUAAUUAUUAAUAUAAUAUUCACUAUAACAUUUGGUAUCUCAUGGUUUUAUACUAUUAAUCAUUCACCCUCAAAAAUAACGUCAUCUUUCAAUAAUGACAACACAACUACUACAAGUAGUGAAGAUGGUGAUGAGCUAUUACCCAUUAAAAAAACAUUAUCAUGGAAAAAAGAAUCUAUAAUAUCAGUAACAUGUUUAGUCAUUGUGUCAAUCAUUCAUGUAUAUUUUGCAUUAUUGGUUCAAUCUUAUUCACGUUUUGUAUCAAAAAAAUCACAAGAAAAUUUAUAUAAUUCUAGAAAAACAACAUCUGGCACUGCAUUAUUGAACUCCGAAGAUACUAAUACUUCCAAUAGCAAUAGUAUUAAUGUUAAUGUAUUCAGAAGAGUAACAGUUGAAGACUAUGAUGAAGAAUCACAUGCAGACUUUUAA
This is a messenger RNA of Entrophospora candida, 702 nucleotides long. Lineage: Eukaryota; Fungi; Glomeromycota; Glomeromycetes; Entrophosporales; Entrophosporaceae. The record is from the annotation of a GenBank genome assembly.